This is a messenger RNA of Carassius auratus (goldfish), 783 nucleotides long. RefSeq names its product E3 ubiquitin-protein ligase TRIM21-like. The transcript has 2 exons. NCBI's taxonomy places the organism in Eukaryota, Metazoa, Chordata, Actinopteri, Cypriniformes, Cyprinidae. Gene Ontology annotation, molecular function: zinc ion binding. The record is from RefSeq and is a predicted model, not a curated record. The coding region runs from base 201 to 743 and encodes 180 amino acids.
ACUGACUCUCUUCUCUACUGACAAAAACAAGGGUCAUCGCCGAAGAAUCAAGAGAAACUCUUUCAAAAAGGAAUUGAGUUUAGUUUAUUUCUGAAGAGACAGACUGAAGAUCUUUGUGAUUCCAGUGAUUCGUUUUUCAAACGCACUUCAUCCAGAAAGUGAAAGUAAAGUUUAGAUUGUUGCAGCUCAAAGAGAAAACAAUGGCUUCACAGUCUGAAGAAGAUUUUAUCUGUCCUGUGUGCUGUGAUAUCUUCAAGACUCCUGUGUUUCUGUCAUGCAGUCACAGUGUCUGUAAAGAGUGUCUUCAUCAGUUCUGGAGAACCAAAGGAACUCAGGAGUGUCCCGUCUGCAGAAGAAGAUCCUCAAAAGAUGAUCCUCCAGUUAAUCUAGUGUUAAAAAACCUGUGUAAGUCAUUCCUGAAGGAGAGGAAUGAGGUUCGUUCAUCAGGAUCUGAGGAGAUCUGCAGUUUACACAGUGAGAAACUCAAGCUCUUCUGUCUGGAGGACAAACAGCCGGUGUGUUUAGUGUGUAUUAACUCACAGAAACACGACAAUCAUAAAUUCAGACCCAUCGAUGAAGUGGUUUCAUCAUAUAAGGAGGAGCUCAAUACAGCACUGAAAACAUUACAAAGAAAACUGAAACACAAUAAAACAAUGAAAGUAGAGUUUGAGGAAACAGUUGAAAAUAUCAAGGUGAGGAAACAGAGUCCAGAGUCAUUUUCAUUACAGCUGCAGGAUCAUUAGAUAGAGUUCAGAUAUAUUUAAUAGAAUAGACUCCGGGGGU